Scatophagus argus is the source of this 1561-nucleotide messenger RNA. RefSeq names its product calcitonin gene-related peptide-receptor component protein (gene crcp). Bases 617 to 1033 code for a protein of 138 amino acids. Gene Ontology annotation, biological process: transcription initiation at RNA polymerase III promoter. Gene Ontology annotation, molecular function: nucleotide binding. The record is from RefSeq and is a predicted model, not a curated record. The transcript is spliced from 11 exons. Lineage: Eukaryota; Metazoa; Chordata; Actinopteri; Scatophagidae. Gene Ontology annotation, cellular component: RNA polymerase III complex.
CUGUUAUUAUCGAAGGUGUGCUGAAUUUAAUUUAUUGUUACAAACUUACCUGUUUAAUUAUUAUGCUAUUUACUGUCUUAUUUUGUUGUUUCAUUAUGACGUAUUAAGCAUUACAGUGAUUUCCUGUUUUUAUUGUGUACUGAACCCCACACCUGCGUGCCCAGACAGAUCUAUCUGUUGUGCUCCGCGCUUUGUUACAGUCUGCUGUCUCUGGACUCCUGUGCAUCUUGAGCUGCAUUGUUACAACUGGCUGUGGAUGCUGAUUUUCUGUUUUAUUCACCGGUGAGACAACUUCUCCAGAAUGUGCUGUGCCCCUCACCCAAUGUCAGCAGGGAUCAUCAGUUCCAGCCCCCCACUGCUCUCUGGAUAAUCAGAGAGAAACCCAUGAUGCUUAUCUGUAAUCGAGCAGGAACUAUUGAGGACUUGCUGAGGAGAAGUGCACAGUUUAGAAAAAAUACUGGAAAAAACAAAAGCAAGGAGCUUGUUAUGUGCAUCUUGAGCUGCAUUGUUACAGCUGGCUGUGGACGCUGAUUUUCUGUUUUAUUCACCGGUGAGGUAAGACAACUCAAAGGACCAAUGGACAAACCUGUUUUGAAGGAAAAACGCCAAUGCUGCUAUGCUUAGCAAUUAUGAGGUGUUCAAACUCCUGACGGACUUGAAGGAACAGAGGAAAGACAGCGGGAAGAACAAACACAGCGCCGGGCAGCAGAACCUCAACACCAUCAUGUAUGAGACGCUGAAGUACCUGUCGAAGAUGCCCUGCAGCAGGCAGAGCCCAGAGAUUGUCAAAGACUUCCUCACCACCAUGAUGCCUCACAAACUCACAAAGGCAGAAAAACUGCAGUUGUUGAACCACCGGCCACAAACAGCAGUGGAAAUUCAGCUAAUGGUGGAAGAAAGUGAAGAGCGGUUAUCAGAGGAGCAGAUUGAGGAGCUCAUCCAGACAGUUGCAGAGGUCCUACCUGGUGACCCGGAGCAGGAAAAUGCAGCUCCAGCAGAGGCAGAGAUGGAUGAAGCUGGUGAACAGUCAUGACUCAGUGACAGGAUAGAGAUGACUCAUUCUGUAGGUGGAGAACUGGGCUGGAGGCGUUUACCUGAACCAUUUAGCAUCACAGUUUGAAUUCAACAACAUGGGAUGGGACGCACAACGGCUGCGUGGCUGUGGCUUAAAAGGACCUCAGAUCAGAUCAGCAGGUUGUUUCUGAUUUGCAUUUACGGAGCUGGAUUCAGGUCAAACAUGCACAAGCUUCUGUAAGUGCAUGUUUUUGUACAGUGAGUCACAGAUGUCUUGUUUUGCAUCUGACUGCUCUAAUUUGUAUAUCGCAUCAAACAAUGUUUAUGCAGAGACAGUCUGCUAUUAACCUGGUUUAUUUUUGGUUUCUGACUUAAUGUUAGUCAUCACUUUCUAUUAUGGUUCAAAUAAGGGUUUUCACUGCUGUAUGAUUUCCAAGCUGUCGUAUAACGUAUCAUGCAAUUAAAUUGCUACAUUGGUACAAGGCACUAACAUACAGUAUUAACAGAGUGGCUGUGUAAUAAAGGGAGUCGAGAGUAUGAACCAAGA